Monopterus albus (swamp eel) is the source of this 1337-nucleotide messenger RNA. Its product is annotated as retinol dehydrogenase 13. The record is from RefSeq and is a predicted model, not a curated record. The transcript is spliced from 7 exons. Lineage: Eukaryota; Metazoa; Chordata; Actinopteri; Synbranchiformes; Synbranchidae. Bases 1 to 897 code for a protein of 298 amino acids.
AUGGCGAAAACAAAACGCCAAGACUGGAACCGCCGCACAGACUCGACGGUAACAGCGAUGUACCUCCGACGUGGCAACAGCACAAACAACUUCCGGUGCAGAAGCAGGAAGCAGCUCUGGCAUCAAAAGAAUAAAACCAAUGUGGCUGAUGUUGCAGCUUCCAUUGAACAGCAACUGGAAACAUCUGGGGCCAGAGUGAACCUAGCCUGCAGGGACAUGACCAGAGCCCGCAUUGCAGCUGAUGAGAUCCGGCAGAAGAGUGGGAAUGACAACGUGGUGAUGAAGGAACUUGACCUGGCCUCACUGCAGUCUGUCAGAGACCUAGCCAGAGACAUUCAGGUGAACGAACAGCGUUUGGACAUCCUCAUCAACAAUGCAGGUAUCAUGAUGUGUUCUAAGUGGAAGACUGAGGACGGCUUUGAAAUGCAGUUUGGUGUCAACCACCUGGGACAUUUUCUCCUCACCAACUGUCUCCUUGACCUGCUGAAGAAGUCUGCUCCAAGUCGCAUUGUCAUUGUCUCCAGCCUGGCACAUGAGAAAGGUCGUAUACACUUUGAUGACAUCAGUCUCAAUAAAAACUACUGCCCAAUACAGAGCACUGGUGUGACAGUGUACAGCCUUCACCCUGGGCAUAUCCGCACAGAGUUAGGCCGCCACUGGUUCCCUACUUUACCCUUUUGGAAGAGGAUCUUAGUCAUACCAAUAAUCUUACUGAUCAAAAACCCCUGGCAAGGAGCCCAGACCACUAUCUACUGCGCCGUGGACGAGAGCUUGGCGAACGUCAGCGGCCUCUACUACAGCGACUGUGCCCCCAAAACGCCGGCACCACAGGCCCUGAAUGACACCACAGCUAAGAAGCUGUGGGACCUGAGUGCUUCUAUGGUCGGACUGGCUUAAACACAGCAGCCUGUCCUGCUUUUAUCAGCCAUUCCCCCUGCUGGAGUCAGUGGCCCAGUUUAUAUGCAAGCACACUGUUUCAUUCUGUUAUUGAAUGUGCAUAAGGCCAUUGUCUUAAGAUUUUUCCACCUGCUCAAAUCUUCUUCUCCUGUCAGUUGAAUAUUAAUGAGCUCUAUUGUUUUAACUUUAUCUUAUGUAUAUUCAGCAUACUUUAUAAUUGGUGCUAAUUGUUUAUCCCUGGUAUGCUACUGUAUUCCUAGCAGUAAAACAUGCAAAGGAUACAGACUUUUAAUGUGUGUGCAUGUGCCUUUGUAUUACUUACAUCAUGAGGAACGGAACCUAUUAACACACUCUCACUGUGGGGACCCGGCCAGUGGGGACUAGCUUCUGGUCCCCACCAGGAAAUCACUGAAUUUUAGGGUGGCAACAUGGUUGAGGUG